This is a messenger RNA of Brassica napus (rape), 708 nucleotides long. RefSeq lists its product as uncharacterized. The transcript has a single exon. The record is from RefSeq and is a predicted model, not a curated record. Bases 1 to 708 code for a protein of 235 amino acids. NCBI's taxonomy places the organism in Eukaryota, Viridiplantae, Streptophyta, Magnoliopsida, Brassicales, Brassicaceae.
AUGGAAGAAUGCAGGAGGCAUCGUAGAAGGAACCAUCGAGUUGUUCUGUUGAAUAGAAUAGAGGAUGAGAUUGAGAAGUAUAAAGAAACUUGGGGUUUAGAAGAAGAUAUUUCAUUAUGGAUGGAUGGUAAAGGGAAAUUUAAACGAGUUUUUUCAUCAAGGGAGACUUGGGAGAUUAUUAGAGAGAGGCAUGCUCCCUGUAGUUGGAGUACAGUGGUGUGGUUCAAGCAUGCCACACCUAAAUUUUCUUUCAUCUUAUGGAUGGCAAUGCAUGACAGGCUUUCAACGGGGGAUCACAUGAGGUUUUGGAAUGAGAAUGUGGAUACUUCUUGCGUUCUAUGUCAGGAUCCGAUUGAAACAAAGGAGCACUUAUUCUUUGAAUGUUCUUUCUCCACUCUGAUAUGGCAGAAGCUGAUGGAGAGACUUUUGGGUAAUGAGUUUACAGUGAAAUGGGAGGAGCUGAUUGUGCUCUGUACAAGGGCAGUGAGGACGGAAAUACAGAGAUUUAUAGUCAAGUAUGCUUUGCAACUAACUGCAUAUAGCAUAUGGAGGGAAAGAAACAAAAUGAGGCAUGGAGAAACUGCUCUAUCUCAUGAUUUGUUGACUACGAUGAUAGAGAAGGAUAUGAGGAAUAGGCUUUAUACAAUACAAAGGCAAGGUGAUUCAGAUUUGGAGGGGGGAUUGAGAUAUUGGUUCAGUACAAGAUAG